GCUCGCCCCCCUCGCUUGGAACACAGUGUCUCUUCGCUCAUCACCGGGACGUCGCCUCGGAAUCGGGUGUCGGAUCUGUGAUGGGGGCAGCGGCCGAGGUUGGGAGCUUCGCCAACGGGUUCUUGGACAGCUUCGGCGCCGCACCGGCUCCGGUGGGCUCGCAUUUCAUCCUGACGCCGGCGGGGGCCGUGGACUACAACUCCGCAACGGGACUGAUGAUGAGGGGACAGGGACAGCAGCAGGAGCACCUGGUGUCCGCCGAGAGGCUGUCCCGGAGCCUGGCGGACCUCAGCCACCUGAAGGGGAUUCUCAGGCGGCGGCAGCUUUACUGCAGGACGGGCUUCCACCUGGAGAUCCAUCCGGACGGCACCGUGCAGGGCACCAGGAAAGACCACAGCAGAUUCGGUAUUUUGGAGUUCAUCAGUCUGGCAGUGGGACUGGUCAGCAUCAGAGGCGUGGACAGUGGUCUGUACCUCGCCAUGAACAGCAAGGGAGAGCUGUACGGAUCGGAGAAGCUGUCAGCCGAGUGUGUGUUCAGGGAGCAGUUCGAGGAAAACUGGUACAACACAUACUCAUCAAAUAUCUACCGGCACGGAGACAAAGGGGCGUUUUACUUCGUGGCGCUGAACAAAGACGGGACGUCGCGGGAUGGAACCAGGUCCAGGCGACAUCAGAGGUUCACUCACUUCCUGCCUAGACCUGUAGACCCCGAUAGAGUCCCAGACUUGUACAGAGACAUACUGGGCCAGAGCUGAGACAGAAGGAAAGUGUUACCCUGUGAAAAGGGGGAUCAAGUGCAGCUAUCGUCACCCCUUUCUCCGUGGAGAUGGAAGAGGUUGAUGAUCUGGACAGAACAGGACCAAAGACGCUCCACAUGGCUGCGAGUGAGAAGAGACGGGCGAAACAGCAGACAGCUCUUGGGAUUUGCAGGAAUCGAUUUGGAAGACAAGAACUAAGCACCUCAUGUUUAGCCCGGGCAGCCAAAUGACGAUCUCUGGAUUUCCUUUAUGUUUCUACUGAUGAAACCCAAUCAGGUCCAGACUGCAUGCUCAAACACACAAAAGUAAACACCUUUUUUUGAGUAACCCAUGGCUGCUAGUAGCCUUCUACUGCUGUGGCUGUUGAAAAUGCCUUUUUGUUUUUCAGCGUAACUCGGGCUGCUAAUUGCUAAUUAGACUUCGUCAUCUACCACAGUGUGUGGCUGGUUUACAUAAAGAAGGUAGCUUCAUGCACUGGAAACGCAGGAAAACAGGUGUUGGGGUAGAAAAAAAUGUCAAGAUGCUGCUCAGAAAUCAUGACUUUUCUGCAAAGAACACAAGGAAGAAGAGACAAAGGACAGUUUAAAUGUAAACGGAGUUCUGAAAUGACUUUUUUGUGGUUUCCGGCAGUGGAAAAACCCCUACAGGAACUCGGUGAAGGAAUUCAGCUGUUGACCAACUGGCUGCAGCCAAACAACAAGCAAAGGACCGACAGACACCUUUACAAACAU
Messenger RNA from Austrofundulus limnaeus, 1489 nucleotides. RefSeq names its product fibroblast growth factor 20. Gene Ontology annotation, molecular function: growth factor activity. The record is from RefSeq and is a predicted model, not a curated record. NCBI's taxonomy places the organism in Eukaryota, Metazoa, Chordata, Actinopteri, Cyprinodontiformes, Rivulidae. The transcript is spliced from 3 exons. The coding region runs from base 81 to 755 and encodes 224 amino acids.